Punica granatum (pomegranate) is the source of this 2243-nucleotide messenger RNA. Lineage: Eukaryota; Viridiplantae; Streptophyta; Magnoliopsida; Myrtales; Lythraceae. The record is from RefSeq and is a predicted model, not a curated record.
CCACCACUCCCCUUCUCUCUCUCUCUCUCUCAGUCUUCGUAUUUUCACCCUCAUGCCGGCAGUGUUUGGCUCCCACUGAGCCGCUGGAGCCUUUAUCCUGCCUCCAUUCACAUUGCUGGAAAGAGGCGGUUUCCAUGGAAAUUCUUCGACAUUCUCGCCGCCAUUGUCUCUCCGGCUCAACCCCAAUGCGGAAGCUUUAGGAGCUCCGCCCCCGCCGCUGAUUCAGCCGGAUCUCGGCCCCGAGUGAUGCUCAUUUACCUGAAGAUUCUUGGGCUCGUUUCCGCUUCUGGGUCUCCUCGUUCUCGGCAUUUCCUUCAACGAGGCCGGCGGUCUAGCUUCAUUUCAAGAAUCUGCCAGGAGGGGUCGGGAUUCGAAGGUUUUCCAAGAUCAGUUCUGAAGGUUGUGAGCAUGACUGGGGGGAAUGCUGGAGAAUCAUGGGCCUGUGUUCCUUUUGAGAGAUGAGAUGCUUGCAAUAUUCUCCAAGUGCUGAGUAGAGUAGCUUCAUCCACAAGGGUUCCAAAAGGGAGAAGAAAAAGUGACCCGCAAAGGAGACAUAUGCACACCCAGAAGAGUGGCAACGGCUGAAAACCUUCAAAGCAGCUUUUUUUUUCCGCCCCCUUCCCCCUCACAUAUCCCUUUGAGAGUCUGAUAGGAUAUAGUCCUUUGCCCAGUGCCCGUUGUUUCCUUUUUAUGGUUCUGGUUUGGGGAUAAACCGGGAUUCCGAAACUCCAUUCGAGCAAUGCCGUGAAGUUCUUCACCCAGAAAUUGUGUACCGGUACUCCCUAAAGCCCUCUUCCCCCUCUAGCCUGGAUCUAAACUGUUGAAAAGGUCUCUCUUGGGUGUUUGACCCGAGUCUUGUUUGGGAGAUUUGAGGUGAAGAGCUGAGGGCCCCUGCCCUGACUCCAGACGAGUCGAAGCAUCGAUGGGGCUUCUCCUUCGAAGUCUCGCGAUGCAUGUCAUUCUUCUGUUGUGCUGCUUGUUUGGUCCCUUGCUGAAUCUCGGCGUGGCGCAGUCUACUACCAGCCUGUCGAUCGGACCUGCCCGGGCCCUUGAUAUGCUCCUUCAAGACUAUGCUUACAGAGCAUUUGUUCGCCCGAGGACGGGCAUUCCGUACGAUGGGACUGUGCCCUCGAAUUUGACAGGGAUUAGCAUCUCUGCGAUGAGGCUUCGGUCGGGGAGCCUCAAAACUCGGGGUGUUCAGAGAUACAAUGAGUUUGAGAUACCCACUGGGGUCACCGAGGAACCGUAUGUGGAGAGGCUUGUCCUUGUCUACCAAAACCUCGGCAAUUGGUCGAUGACUUAUUAUGCUUUGCCUGGAUACACGUACUUAACCCCUGUUCUUGGCCUGCUUGCUUAUGAUGCGGCCAAUCUAUCAGCCACAAAUUUGUCGGAACUGAACAUUAGGGCAACUGGCAACCCUAUAUUGAUUCAUUUCGCGGAUGCUGACUCUCCCCCAGCUGGGUCCUCCCCGAAGUGUGUUUGGAUCAGUUUGAAUGGUUCAGUCAACUUCAGCAGUCCAAUUUCUGGGAGCAUCUGCUCCACAGUGGAACAGGGGCAUUUCUCAAUCGUGGUGGAAUCUAUUGCCCCUUCUCCAGCUCCAGUCUCCCCUGCUCCAGUCUCUCCUGCUCCAAUCCCUACAGGGGGAGGGGGAGAGGGACCUCCCGAAGCUGGGCCUCCAAGCCGUGGAAACGGUAAUGGCAAUAGGACGAAGGUGUGGAUCAUUGUGGGAUCUGUGGUUGGGGGAUUAGCAUUGUUUGCAUUGUUGGGAUUCCUUGUGCUGUGGGCUCAGAAGUUCGAGCAGAGGAAGAAGAUGCAGCAGAUGGAGAGAGCUGCAGAUGUGGGAGAAGCACUGCGCAUGGCCUCUGUGGGCCCUACGAAGGCACCCUCAGCAAUGGUCACCCGGACUCAGCCUGUUCUUGAGACCGAAUAUGUCCCCUGAGCCCGGAAAUUCUUCCUGCAUUUUGCACUUGGAAGCUCAAGUUCUGGUCACACUGGUUUUUGGUGGUGGUCUUUUCACCUUUUUCUUCUUCUUGUUACUUCUGAUGUUUUGAUAUGCAUGCUCUCUAAUCUCUUGGUUCUUAGUGUGAUUAGUAUAGGGAUUUUCAUGUAAAUCCACUCUUCCACUUGCCGAAAAACAUUCACAUAGUUUCCCUGAUUCAUUCCUUGUGGUUUGUGUAUUCUGAGAUUGUGAUCGAUUUAGUUGUCCGACUUGAGAAGGAAUAAACAUAUAUUUUUUUCUGUCG